This is a messenger RNA of Bufo bufo (common toad), 805 nucleotides long. RefSeq lists its product as uncharacterized. NCBI's taxonomy places the organism in Eukaryota, Metazoa, Chordata, Amphibia, Anura, Bufonidae. The record is from RefSeq and is a predicted model, not a curated record. The transcript has 5 exons. Gene Ontology annotation, biological process: immune response-activating cell surface receptor signaling pathway; positive regulation of natural killer cell mediated cytotoxicity. Bases 22 to 750 code for a protein of 242 amino acids.
GGAAGGUGAAGGCAUCUCACCAUGGUCAUCCAGCUCUACGCUACUAUCUAUCUGUUUCUCCAAAGUAUGGCCCUAGGGGAGAUAUGUAUCACACAAGAUCCAGCUUUAAAUGUGUCUUAUUUGGAUAUUGCAAGAAUAAGCUGCCACUGGAACAGUGAUAAGGGUCAACAGUUCAGAGUCGUAUGGAGGAAGCAUAUUUCAAGUCCUGGAGAAGAGAAUGGGACCGAGUUAUGUUCUGUUUUGAGGACUGAGAACAGCAGCAAUUCAGAAGUAAGAAGUAAGAUAACUUGCAAUGCGACCAAUAAUUCUUCACUCCUGACCAUACAUGGGGUCACCAAGGAUGAUGGUGGGAAGUAUGUCUGUGAGGUUACUAGAGAAAUACCAACACUGAAGAAAGGAAGAGGGGACGGGACACAAUUAUAUGUCCAGGAUGAUAUUAGAGCUGUUUUCAUUCCAGAUAUCAAAUUUUUGUACCUGACCAUCCUUCUCAUUAUUCCCAUACUGAUAAUUGUGUGCUGCCUGUACUGCAAAAGGAAGAAGAAAAAAGAUGCCUUUCGUGAUCACAUAUAUGGAAAUGUUAAAAGAAACACAUCAAGGUCGAGUAAGCAGUCGACUUGCAAAAAAAGUAAAAGUUAUGCAAAUAAGACCUCAGCAUCAAACGUCCCCAUAGAAAAGUGUUUCCCUACCAGGGUGUCCAGAUCCCCAAUUAGAGGUUCCCCAAAACACAUCACAACAGUGAAGAAAAAGUGAUUUCAGCGGCUCAAAGAUGCUCUGAGCCAAAUGAUAGCACUGGACAAGAAUUAUA